Trichomycterus rosablanca is the source of this 2293-nucleotide messenger RNA. RefSeq names its product calcitonin receptor-like b (gene calcrlb). NCBI's taxonomy places the organism in Eukaryota, Metazoa, Chordata, Actinopteri, Siluriformes, Trichomycteridae. The transcript is spliced from 13 exons. Gene Ontology annotation, molecular function: calcitonin gene-related peptide receptor activity; adrenomedullin receptor activity; calcitonin receptor activity. The coding region runs from base 146 to 1534 and encodes 462 amino acids. Gene Ontology annotation, cellular component: plasma membrane. Gene Ontology annotation, biological process: cell surface receptor signaling pathway; adenylate cyclase-activating G protein-coupled receptor signaling pathway; angiogenesis. The record is from RefSeq and is a predicted model, not a curated record.
AGUGAAGUUGGGACUGUUUGAAACGCUGUUGCUGUUGUUGGCUUUAAUAAAACACAUCAGGAGAGUUUUUGGAUCGACUCGUUGUUGCCGUAUUUUCAGGACCGACACCAGGAACUUUGUGUUUCUCAGCCAGAAUAAAGGAACCAUGUUUCGAUAUUGGAUUACCUCAUUCUCGAUAUUAUUCACAACCUGUCAGCUAACAAUGGCAAACUUUUCUAAUAACGAAACACAGGAGAAAUCCAAGAAUAGCUCUCAUGAAAAUGACUUCUCACGUAACAAGAUCAUGAUGGCCCAGUUUGAGUGCUACCAAAAGAUUACAAAGGACACCAACCAUAAUCAAAUAGAUGGGCUGAUGUGUAACCGUACAUGGGAUGGCUGGAUGUGCUGGGACGAUGUUGAGGUUGGACUCACUGCAACUCAACACUGUCCUGAUUACUACCAUGACUUUGACACCUCAGAGGUUGCAUCAAAAAUCUGUACUGACUCUGGCCACUGGUUUGUCCACCCUGAAAGCAACAGAACCUGGACUAAUUAUACAAGGUGUAAACAAGCAACUAACGAACGCAGACUAACAACAGUUAACCUCUACUAUCUGGACCUGAUUGGUCAUGGAUUGUCAUUGAUAUCUUUACUUGCUUCUCUGGCAAUAUUUUUUCAUUUUAAGAGUUUAAGUUGCCAGAGGAUCACACUUCAUAAAAACCUCUUCUUUUCCUUUGUCCUAAAUUCUAUUAUAACUAUCAUUUGGUUUACCGCUGUGGUCAACAAUCAGGAAUUAGUACAAGCUAAUCCGGUGAGCUGUAAGGUGGUCAUGUUUAUCCACCUGUAUAUUUUGGGCUGUAUGUAUUUCUGGAUGCUGUGUGAAGGAAUCUACCUACACACACUGAUCGUUGUGGCUGUGUUUGCUGAGAAGCAACAUCUCAUGUGGUAUUACCUGCUGGGCUGGGGCUUUCCUAUCAUCCCAGCAAUGAUACAUGCUAUAGCCAGAAGCUACUACUACAACGACAAUUGCUGGAUCAGUUCAAAUACAUCUCUGCUUUAUAUUAUCCAUGGGCCCAUUUGUGCUGCUUUACUGGUAAAUCUUUUUUUCCUCUUGAACAUUGUGCGAGUGUUAAUCACCAAGCUGAAGGUGACCCACCAAGCUGAGUCCAGCCUCUACAUGAAAGCAGUCAGAGCCACCCUGAUCCUGGUUCCCCUCCUGGGUAUUCAGUUUGUUUUGCUGCCCUAUAAACUCGAGGGCCACCUCUACUCUGAGAUCUACAUGUAUAUGAUGAACAUUCUAAUGCAUUAUCAGGGUCUCCUGGUGGCCACAAUCUUCUGUUUCUUCAACGGAGAGGUCCAGGGUGUUUUACGUCGUCACUGGAACCAGUACCGCAUCCAGUUUGGCAGCACUUUCACCAACACAGAAGCUCUGCGGUCAACAUCCUACAACACCUCCUCCAUGACGGAGGUGCACCGCUGCUACAGCAUAGACAGCCACAUGGACACACUGAACGGAAAAAGCUUUCACAACAUGGAUGCAACCAUCCUCAGAUAACAUUUACAUGUGAAAACAGCCACUCGACUUCAUGCCUCCUACUUAAUGGUUUCCUACUGGGAUCUAACUGUAUCUAAAAGUACUUUGGCACAAAGAGGUGUUUUAAAAACUGCUUGACGUCAAAAACAUUUUCUCCAUGAUUUGCUAAGAAGGACAAAGAAAAACGCGUAACCCAGAGGGAGGCUUGAAGCAACAUGACUAAUGAGCAGACGCUGAUGAAAGUACUAUCCGUUGGCCAUGUUUCAAAUCUUAAAAAGGACAACAUGUGGGAUUAGCAACGCGCAAGAGACUUUACAAGAGCUAUGAUCUGGAUUAUGUUCCCUCUGGCGCUCGACAGACGUGCUGUGAGAUUCAGGAGAAAGAAAAACUUUCUGGUUCCUAUACUGGGUGUGUUGAUUGUGAAACUCCAUCUGUUCUUUGUUGUGAAUCUACACUUGAUGUUUGAAAUGCAGUGAUUCUGUAACUGGGACUCAGAGUCAAGGUCAGAACGCAAUAUGGAGAAACAAUGGCAUUUUUAUUCAUCGAAUGUACUGCUUUAAAGUGGAUAUCUAGAAUAAUCUAUGUUAAUAUUGUGCAAAGUCUGUGUCUUACACUACAUGGCCAUAAUAUAAUUUAGGUCAUAGGUUUACAUACACCCAAGGGAUAUUUGCCAUGGCAGACUUAGGGCAGAUAUUCUUUUUUGUCAAUCAAGAAUUGGAAUAUAUAUAUACACACCGAUCAGCCAUAACAUUAAAACCACCUCCUUGUUUCUACACUUAC